Messenger RNA from Ustilago hordei, 2808 nucleotides. RefSeq lists its product as uncharacterized. Gene Ontology annotation, molecular function: nucleic acid binding. The coding region runs from base 1 to 2808 and encodes 935 amino acids. The record is from RefSeq and is a predicted model, not a curated record. Gene Ontology annotation, biological process: DNA integration. The transcript is spliced from 5 exons. NCBI's taxonomy places the organism in Eukaryota, Fungi, Basidiomycota, Ustilaginomycetes, Ustilaginales, Ustilaginaceae.
AUGGUCACCACAGCAGACCCCUUUGAGGAGGCCACUGACUCAGGAGAUGGCCACACAGGCAGCACUGAGAUGGGUGACCCUGAGGCCAUGGACCUCAGCUCAUACCAGCAACCCAUGGACCCCGAUCACAAGGAGGAGCAUGAUGAUGAUGAUGAUGAGGGAAACGUCAGCAAAGCAGUACUGAAGCUCUCUGGAAUGGUUCAAGACCAUCCUGCUCAGAUACUAGCUGAUACUGGUGCUGGUUUGUCCAUAGUCUCAGAUUCUUUCAUUAGUAAGUACCAAAUACCCACAAAACCCAUAAAAACAAGAUCAAUCCAUGGUGUCACCAGGCACCAACUCUCCAUCAAUAGUUCUGCGAGCAUGCAGGUAUCUAUUGGUACACACAAUCUGGGUGUGGUCAAAGCUUCAGUGGCUGACACUGCUGACUAUGACCUCAUCCUGGGGUUCACUGAGCUACGGAGGCUCAAACCCACCAUACAAUGGGAUAUGGGCCAGCUGGAGUUCAAGACUCAGGAGCAGGACCGACCCCCAAGGAGACCCCCUGAAGCAGCAAGAGCAGGGGACCUAACCAUGAGGAGACCAACCCUCCAUGGUAACGAGUUUGUCUCAGCAGAGCACAUACUACAAGCAGCUCUGGAAGAUGGACCCAUAGGGUUCAUGCUGUUAGAGGAGCCACCAUCAUCACUCCCAGCCUUUGGUUUUGUACCUACAGGCACAGACAAAGGAGUCGAGAUGGAGGUGGAGGUAGACAAGGUGGUGAUGGCUGCAGACAUACCAAAGCCAUACCAACACCUGCAAGAUGUGUUCAAUGAGGUGGAAGCAGACAAGCUGCCCCAUCAUACCAAGCAUGAUCUCCACCUCAAGUUGAUAGAAGGAGGUAAGCCACCUCAAGGGCCCCUAUACCUUAAGGGACCCAAGGAGAUGUCCGAGUUGAGGAGGUACUUGGAUGAGAACCUCAAGAAGGGGUUCAUAAGACCAUCGAAGAGCCUGGCACAAUCACCAGUGCUCUUUGUACCAAAGAAGGAUGGAGGUCUCAGACUCUGUGUGGACUACCAAGGUCUUAAUGAGAUCACUGUCAAGAACAGGGCACCAUUGCCCCUCAUCGAGGAGCAGCUGUUCUUACUCAGGAAGGCAAGGAUCUAUACCAAGCUAGACCUUAGAGCAGCAUACAACCUCAUCCGGAUUGCUAAAGGAGAUGAAUGGAAGACAGCUUUUGGCACUCAGUUGGGACUCUAUGAGUACCUAAUAUAUGUAGUGGUAUACUUAGAUGACUUCCUGAUCUUCAGUGACACCAAGGAGGUACAUGUGAAGCAUGUCACUGAGGUCCUCACUCGCUUAAGAAGCAACAGACUCUUUGCUAAGCUGUCAAAGUGUGAGUUCCACACCAAGACAGUCGAGUUCCUGGGGUACAUCAUCAAACUGACAGGCAUAGAGAUGGACCCAGAAAAGGUGCACACUGUCAAGGAGUGGCCAAUGCUGGAGUCAAUCCAUGACAUCCAAAGGUUCCUGGGUUUUGCCAACUUCUAUCGAAGGUUCAUAGCCCACUUUGCUCGCAUAGCCAAGCCCUUGACAUCACUGGUAAAGCCUAUAGAAUGGUUCAAGAAGUUCGAGCUGCCAGAGGAGGCCCAACAGGCCUUCCACCAGCUCAUCCAGGCAUUCACAUCAGCAGGAGUGCUUCAGCACUUCGACUACCACCUUCCAACAAGGUUGGAGACCGAUGCAAGUGACUUUGCUAUAGCAGGAGUACUCAAACAGGAGCAUGAAGGACGAUGGCAUCCAGUGGCCUUCUACUCUAGGAAGAUGUCUUCUGCUGAGAAGAACUAUGAGAUCCAUGACAAGGAGCUCCUAGCUGUGGUUGCUUGCCUUACUCAGUGGCGACACAUGCUAGCUGGACUACUGAGCCAACUGGUCAUCCUCACUGACCAUGAAGCCCUCAAGUACUUCAAGUCACAGAGAUGCAUCACAGGAGACAAAGGUGGUGAACCUGAUGCUCUCACCAGAAGGACAGACAUGCAACCAGCUGGUGAAGAGCGAGAUCACAAUGUGAGGCAACUACUGCCUCCUCAAGUGUUCAAGGAGACAGCAGACCAUGACUCGACCCUAGUGGCCCCUAUGCUCUUGAUGGAGUCCAUAGCAUCAAAAGGUCUCAGAGACCUGGUCAAGAUCUUCCAGCCCUUAGACCAAGAGCUACAGGAGAUACAUAAGAAGAAGCCCUUCGAGGUCAAGGACGACCUAUGGUACAGUGGAGGAAGGUUGGUUAUCCCCAAAGUGAUCAUGCCAGGGAGGACCAACAACCGACACUCAAGGAGUGCCAAAGAGGUAGAUGGACAGUCUCUCUCUGUAGAGCAUCUGCGAUUCAUGGUGAUGACCCAAUGCCAUGAUGCUUGGAUUGCAGACUAUGUAGCAAGUUGUCCUGUAUGUACUAGGUACAAAGCUCCUCGUCACUGUCCAUAUGGUUUGCUACAGCCACUAGCAACACCAGACAGGCCCUGGGGCUCCAUAUCCCUCGACUUCAUCGAAGGACUACCACCAUCAAGGAACUAUGACUCCAUCCUUGUCAUUGUCAACAGGCUGACCAAGUUUGCCAUACUAGCUCCAACCCAUAAGACAGUCACGGCCAAACAGACUGCAGUGUUGCUAUACAGACACAUGGUUAGACUUUUCGGAUACCCAGAUCACAUGGUCUCGGACCGAGGUGUCAGGGGUCUCGCGCCUGAAACCCAGGUCGGUCUGUCGAGAUACUUGGUGACUAUCAAACUGUGUGACAGCUAUUGUCUCAGUAUCGGUGACUAUCAAGUUGUGCAGUGA